AUGGAUUCUCUAGAGUUCACAGACCUUGAUAUUCUCGAUGUUGUCUAUAAAGGUCUUUUCACCACUAUACAUCAAUCAUCUAGUGAUGGUGCAUCUGGUAGCAAGCUGAAAGGGAAAUAUGUUCCCGGAUUCAAAAUGGAAGUGAAGAGGAUCCUGAAUCUCGAUGUUAAUGUGAUAACUACAAUUGGUAACCCACUCCCAUUUUCCAUCUAUAGCUUCGUUCAAAACUGCUCAACAGCUCCACCGAUGAUGAUCACUCUAUCAUCUGGUUUUGAAAAAGAAAACUCCUCAGACAAUGAAUGUAAGUUCCUCAUGGCUCAUAUUUUUCACCCACAUAAUGAAACUGAUCAUGACAAUGUUGAGAUCCUUUGCACAUAUCCUCCUCAUGCUGAAAAGGACAUGAGGUCAGAAUGGGACGAUGCCCAGUGUAUAAGGGAAAGAAUCUUGUUAAUAUCUACUAUGUUGAUAAUAUUGAAAAAGAUGACUCAAUUGAUCUCUUAUGUUUAA
Messenger RNA from Lactuca saligna, 507 nucleotides. Lineage: Eukaryota; Viridiplantae; Streptophyta; Magnoliopsida; Asterales; Asteraceae. The record is from the annotation of a GenBank genome assembly.